CAUACGGAACUAUACUUUCAAAGAUAAUAUUUGAAUAACGUUUGCCUAUCUUAUUGUUUAAUCAAGACACUCGAUAUCGAAACUACGGCGUGCGCGGGUGACGUCGACAUGAAGACGGAUAUUAAAGAAGAACCGAUUGAAGAAAGUUUCGAAGGAGAAAAGAAGAGAGUAGCAGACGAUAUUUGUGACAGCAAGACAACGAAGAUGUCCCAAUUGUCAGCCAAAGCUACAAACUUUAGCAUCGCUGCUUUACUCCGUGAUAAGACUACCAAGGAUGAGGCAGAUACAACGGAAGGUCAAGAAGUAAAAGUCCCCUUGGAAGACAAUAUGAAGACACCAUCCGAUGAAAAAAUGACCAUAAGAAUAGAUUCACCUUUGACCCCAGACACGCCCGAUAAACUACACUGUCGUCUAGAAACUAAAGAAUUGUGGUCCAAAUUUCAUGAAUUAGGCACUGAAAUGAUCAUAACCAAGACAGGCAGGCGAAUGUUUCCGACAGUUCGAGUUUCUUUUACUGGUUUAGAACCGGAUCAGAAGUACCUGGUGUUGAUGGAUAUAGUUCCGGUAGAUAACAAAAGAUAUCGCUACGCCUAUCAUCGUUCAUCAUGGUUAGUCGCCGGAAAGGCUGAUCCAGCACUUCCGGCACGGUUCCACCUUCACCCAGAUUCUCCGUUCACUGGUGACCAACUUCAGAAACAGACCGUGUCCUUUGAAAAGUUGAAAUUGACCAAUAAUGUUCUCGAUAAGACGGGUCAUACAAUAGUCAACUCCAUGCAUAAAUACCAGCCUCGUAUUCAUAUCAUGAAGAAACAAAAGGACACUGAACUUCCGGUGACGUCAUUAGAAGGACAAGAAGUAAAGACGUUCUCUUUCCCAGAAACAAUAUUUAUCGGUGUGACGGCAUACCAAAAUCAGUUGAUUACCAAGCUAAAGAUUGAUAGUAAUCCAUUUGCUAAAGGAUUUAGAGAUUCCACAAGAUUAACAGAUUUUGACAGAGAAACUAUGGAAUCGUUAAUACAGAGUCACUCGUACGCCAGAUCACCAUUACGUGCACUACACGGCUCAGAUAUGGAUGACGGUAGAGAUAAAGAUUACAGUUCAAUGUCGUUAUCAUACAUGACCCCAUGGCGUAUGCCUCCUGCGGCAUUACAUCCGGUGCUUGACAAAUCACAGCUUUCGUUAUAUACACAGUUGGUAAAUCACGUGUAUAAUGGAGAUACCCAAUCAGCGGCCACGUUAAAUGAAAUGUUGAUCAGAAGUUCUUUAUACCAGAAUUAUCUACGUAGUGCGCAUGCCCAGUCAGGGGGAUCCUAUUCGCAUGGACUCUACCGAUACCAUCCAUACACACCCAGCGAUAAGUCUCGAUCACCCGAGACUUGAAAAUCAAUCGUAUUCAUCGGCAUCAUCGUCAUAUUUAUUCUAAUUCCAUUUGUACAUUCUCUAACGAUAACGUAGGAAUACAUAUAACUGAGUCAUUCGGCCUACCCCGUUACGAGAAUAUCGGACUACUUCUAUCAACAUGUCCGGUGAUAUUUUAUUUGGAUUUCGUAAAACGAAACCUUUGAAUCGGUUUUCAAGCUGUACGAAUGAGCUCACUUUAUGGCCAUAUUGUAUUGACCAACUGCAGGGGAAACUGGAAAUAAACACCAUCUGGAUUGUUAUCAGGGUGUUCCGGUACAUGUAAGCCCAUAGCAUCAAGGCAUUCGAUUUGAAGCCCUGUAUUAUUAAGUUUAUAAAGAAAGGUUUAUCAUACCAAAGUUUAAGCAUAAAGGGGCUAUAAUAAAAAGUUUAUAAAGCAAUGGAUAUUAAAAUAUGUAUAUAUAAUAAUGUAUAUAAUAUGUAAGCUUUAAGUGUGCGAUUUGUUCAACUGUGAUAUACAACUCAUUUAACCGAGUCGCAAUGGUGGAUCCAGGUUGGGGCGGGGUUGGUUCUUUGGAAAGCAGCCCCCCCCCCCCUAAAUCAUAUUUAAAAAGUCACCUAUUAUUAUGUGUGUAUGAAAUGUGUAAAUUUAUGCUUUUUGUUGGUGUGGGUGAUGGGAGAGCGAUUUGUUUUCUUAUUUGUGGGGUUCGCCCCACCCCAAUGUCCACCCUCCCCCGCCCCUAACCAAAUAUCCCGAGUCCAGCACUGCCAAAUUGUAUAUAGACAAUUUAUAUAAUGCCAUCACCAACCAAAGAAUGAUGAUUGAGAUAAAAGUACACCAUCUUCGACACCUUUUUUAUAUUAUAUAAUGUCAUAACGAACUAAAGCAAAGGAGACUGAGGGGGCUUAGUAUACCAUCUUCGACAUCCCAUAGAUUUUAUAUAUGUCUUUAGCAACCAAAGAAAAUUAAUUGAGCUAGAACUAAGUACACGUUCUUCGACUUUAAACAUUAUGUUUUAAAGUCGUCAUAAAUUUACAAAUAUACAUACAAAUAUUAAAACUCAAACAAUUUUUGUUUUUAUUUCCUGUGGAGUCCGAUAAUACGACAAAAUGUCUGACCUUUCAGUAUUAGCAUUACUUACAUGUAAGUAACAUUAUCACUCGUACUCAGAUGGAAUACACCAGUGCAAUAUUAAAAUAUUGUUGUACCAAAAUUGUUUUUACCUAUGCCAUUCUCUAUUCUUCUAGAAGCCAGAGCUUAGAGGGGCAUUUGGUAAGAAUAGAUAAAGAGCUGACAUUUCUCACUAUAAUAAUUAAAAAAUAAAAAAUGAAAACAGAAUAUGCAGAAAGUUUCAGUCAAAUUACUUCUCUUUGAGCCUUGUGCCUCGUUAUUGCCGGAAGAAGAAUAGUGUAGCAUUGAUUGUCAUUGCUUCCGUUGUUACGGUAUGAAACGAAGUCUCGAUUAUCCAUUUUACGGUUAUAACAUCAACCGCCAAACGUAUUUAUAUCUAUUGAAUAUCUAGACAAUACGAUGGCAUCAAAAGUUCAUUAUGGACUUAGUAAGUUCAUUAGUGUCUAAUUAAUAAUUUAUAUAACAUUUAGGGCCUAAAGAAAGACCUGCAAUGGGCAUAAUUCCUGUUUAAGGAAUGGGUUUUAGGUCAAGGUAAUUUAAAAAGGGACUUUUAGUUUUUCAGAGUCGGGUUGGCAAAAAUCUGGAAUGGGAAAUCCAUCCAGCUAUGGGCACGUUAUAGGCAUUCGUAAUUAUCGUAUAAUCAAUCAAGAGAGAUAAAUAGGAUUUAAAUCCACUCGACACAAACUAGGUCAUUUCGGGACUAACAUGGUUCAAUUGUAUUUAAAUAAUGGAGGAAACCGGGGUCCCAGAGAAAACCAACGAGAUUGGACAGGCGACUCUUCUUCUGUCACGUAAAAGCGGAGAAACCACGCCAAUUGACAGCCCUUAUGAUCUAAUGUGCACGCAUAAAACCAUUCAGCCACCCAACCCCUCUAAAACAAAGGUACAACCAAAUUUAUCUUCUAUGUGAAGUUUCCAAAUUAAUGAGCAGUAGAUAUUGUCAAAGGGACAGGCAUACCCUGGUUGUUCAUUGUUAUAUAGUUGAUUUGUACAUUGUGAAUUGUUACUAUACUUAAAUGUUAUUGUCCAUUUAGUGCAUUUAAUGUUGUUUUUUCUGACAUAAAACAU
Patella vulgata (common limpet) is the source of this 3559-nucleotide messenger RNA. RefSeq names its product T-box transcription factor TBX20. Gene Ontology annotation, molecular function: RNA polymerase II cis-regulatory region sequence-specific DNA binding; DNA-binding transcription factor activity, RNA polymerase II-specific. NCBI's taxonomy places the organism in Eukaryota, Metazoa, Mollusca, Gastropoda, Patellidae. The record is from RefSeq and is a predicted model, not a curated record. The coding region runs from base 109 to 1380 and encodes 423 amino acids. The transcript is spliced from 7 exons. Gene Ontology annotation, cellular component: nucleus. Gene Ontology annotation, biological process: heart looping; positive regulation of DNA-templated transcription; cell fate specification.